Messenger RNA from Carcharodon carcharias (great white shark), 1634 nucleotides. RefSeq names its product zinc finger protein 239-like. The transcript is spliced from 3 exons. The coding region runs from base 302 to 1225 and encodes 307 amino acids. The record is from RefSeq and is a predicted model, not a curated record. NCBI's taxonomy places the organism in Eukaryota, Metazoa, Chordata, Chondrichthyes, Lamniformes, Lamnidae. Gene Ontology annotation, cellular component: nucleus.
UCCGACCGUGCAUGCGCAGUGUGGGUACUGCAGCUGUGGGUAGGUGGUCAUAUGGAAUGUGCAAUCGGAGAGAAAUGGCCGAGUUUUGGAAGGACAUUAGAAGAACAGGAUUUGAAGGCGGGAAACUCAAACUAAACAUCAGAUCAAAACCUGACAGAGUCACUCGAUUCAUCAGAACCUGAAAUUUCACAGGGGAUUAGAAGACGAGCAUUUGCAGUUGAGAAACUCAAACCAGACAUCAGCUCAGGACCUGACAGAGUCACCCAAUUUAUCGUAACCUGAAUACCAUUGGAUUUUGAACAUGGAAGGAAAAAACAUUGUUCACAGUGGGGAGAAACCGUACACAUGUUGUGUGUGUGGACAAAGCUUCAGCCAAUCGUCUGGCCUGUCAGAACAUAAGCGCAGUCACCACAGGGAGAAACCGUGGAAGUGUGCGGAUUGUGGGAAGGGAUUCUAUUACCCAUCAGAGCUGGAAACUCAUCGACGCAGUCAUACUGGGGAGAGGCCAUUCACCUGCUCCCAUUGUGGGAAGGGAUUCACUCAGUUAUCCAACCAGCUGAUACACCAGCGAGUUCACACUGACAAGAAACCUUUUAAAUGUCCACACUGCAGGAAGUGCUAUAACAGCUCCAGUGAACUGAUGUACCAUCAACGUGUUCACACAGACCAGAGACGAUUCAGGUGCUCUCAGUGUGGGAGUAGGUUCAGGUGGUCAUCUGACCUCACUAAACACCAGCGAAUUCACACUGGGGAGAGACCAUUCAUCUGCUCCGAGUGUGGGAAGGGAUUCACUCAGUCAUCCAGCCUGCUGACACACCAGCGAGUUCACACUGAUGAGAGACCUUUUAAAUGUCCAGACUGUGGGAAGGGCUAUAAAAGUUCCGGGAACCUGAUGUCCCAUCAACGUGUUCACACUGACGAGAGACCUUUCAGGUGCUCUCACUGUGGGGCUGGUUUCAAGCAUUCAUCUGACCUGACUGUACACCAGCGCACUCACACUGGGGAGAGACCUUUUAAAUGUUCAGACUGUGGGAAGGGCUAUAAAAGUUCCUGGAACCUGAUGUCCCAUCAGCGUGUUCACACUGACGAGAGACCGUUCAGGUGCUCUCACUGCGGGACUGGAUUCAAACAUUCAUCUGACCUCACUAAACACCAGCGCACUCACAGUGGAGAGAGACCUGCUCCAAGUGUGGAAAGGGAUUCACUCAGUCAUCCACCCUGUUGAAACACCAGCGAGUUCACAAUGACCAGAGACAUUUUAAUUGCCCAGAGUGUGGUGAGUGCUUUAAGGGUUCCCAGGAACUGAUGAUCCAAAAACUUAUUGACACCAACGAGACACCGUGCUCUCACUGCGGGACUGAGGUAAUCAUCUCAGCUCACUGUUCACCAGCGAAUCCACACUGGGGAGAGACUAUUCACCUCAUCUAAGUGUGGUUCAGGAUUCACUCAGUCAUCCUACCUGCUGACACUGCAGUGAGCUCACAAGUAACCACACUGAUUGUAUUUUACUCACUCACAGGAUUGAAUGAUUUUCAUUGGGGUCUGUUUCUGCUGAUGUUAAUAAACUCCAGCCCAGUUAAAGGGUUUAAUAUUGUGGAUUAAAGUGAAGUAAAUUAGCUUUGUGUUAAACGCAA